Arabis nemorensis is the source of this 243-nucleotide messenger RNA. NCBI's taxonomy places the organism in Eukaryota, Viridiplantae, Streptophyta, Magnoliopsida, Brassicales, Brassicaceae. The record is from the annotation of a GenBank genome assembly.
AUGAAAAACCUAUUGUUUCCUGUCUCUGAAACUUUGCCAGCAUGGGAGGCUUGUGCAGCUUUGGCUGCUCUUGAAAAUGGUGAUUUUAUCCCUAAUGAUCUGUCGAGGGCACAUGGUGGGUAUAGUUCAACACCGAUGUCAUUUCUAGAAAAAAAAAGGUUGAAGUUAGCCUUGGCGAAGGAACAAAAGAUGUCAAAUCUAAAGGUGGAGAUUCUAGUCUCAAAGUCUUGCCUCCCUGGAUGA